UCUCGCUCUCACACACACACACACACACACACACACACACACACAGCGUCGUUCUGGACUCGGGGAAUCGGGCCUUGCUACCCAGAGAGUCUUUUAAUUGGAAGGGUCUAUUUGGAAAUCUGUCUUUCCCCAAAGUUGCUAUCAAAGCAAGUCCAGCAUCACAGCCAGUGCCCCCUACUGCCCUAUAGAGAAGGAAGAUGAGCGAGUCCAGCUCAAAGUCCAGCCAGCCUCUGGCCUCCAAGCAGGAGAAGGACGGGACUGAGAAGCGAGGCCGGGGUAGGCCACGCAAGCAGCCUCCGGUGAGUCCUGGGACGGCGCUGGUAGGGAGUCAGAAGGAGCCCAGUGAAGUGCCAACACCGAAGAGACCUCGGGGCCGACCAAAGGGAAGCAAAAACAAGGGCGCUGCCAAGACACGGAAAGCUACCACAGCUCCAGGGAGGAAACCAAGGGGCAGACCCAAGAAACUGGAGAAGGAGGAAGAGGAGGGCAUCUCCCAGGAGUCCUCGGAGGAGGAGCAGUGACCACGCGCAGUGCCGCCUGCUCCUUGGCCAUCAAAGGAGCAGCUUUCCCUUGGGCCUGGAAGCCCGGCUCCCAGGCCCCUCCCCACCCCCACCGCACACUACCGCACCAGCUGCAGGCUCUGCCCAGCUGCAGGCUCUGCGACUGCCGCACCCACGGGAGCAGGAUUUGGCUCAGCCCAUGUGCCCUCCCCAACACACCUGCCCUCUCCCGACAAGGCUAACUUCCUCUUAGCCGCAGCCUGUCCUGCUGCGCACCUCCCUUAGAGACAGUGCUCUCUGGGCUCCUUGUUUUGCCUGUCCCUUCUGCUCUGCUCUUCCUGGCUUCCUUGUAGAGAGAGGGAGGGUCCCGGGAGCAUUCCCUGGCCUUAAAGGGCCCCAGCCCCAUCUGACAAGCCCCGUUGACUGGACUAGCAGCAGGUGUGGUCAGCGCCGGGAUGCUUAGGUCCCAGCACGCCCGCCCCCACCAAACUCACCAGGUGGGUUUCUCAGCCACUUCUGCCCCACCUUACCUAGACUCUGCAGCACUAGGUUGGCUACAGGAAGUAGGGCAUGGUGGCUCCACCCACCAUGUUCUCACCUGGGACCCAAUGCAGCGACAGAUGGGAGUCACCACCCAUCUCCAGGGUGAUGUCCCCGUGAGGCAGAUGGGGCGCCAACUCACCUCCCCCACUCGGACUCUAGGCUGUUCCCCUUCCUCCAGAGGGGCACUAAGGAGCUAGCCUUGCCCCCCUCCUUUUGCUCCUCCCUGCCCCCACCCCCAAGGUUCUGGUUCAUCUUUUCCUCUGUUCACAAACUACCUCUGGACAGUUGUGUUGUUUUUUUGUUGUUCAAUGUUCAUUCUUAGAUACCCACCAUUGCUGCUGCUACCAGCGCCAAGAGUUCAUCCUCCCUUUCUGCCUGCAUUCUCCCCAGACACUCUAGGGGAAAGGGGGGCUGGGGCGCAGCAGGCUGGUUACCAACCACCCCAGGGAAGAUGGGGCCCUGCCCCUUGGAUGCUGCAGCAGAGUGAGGAGGUGGGCCCAUUUUGAUGGGAAAAGGGUGUAGGUCCACCUCCCCCCCUUGUUCUGUGGGGGAGGGGUGGCCAGUAUUUGUCCCGGCCUGGGGCUCCCCCUCUGGUUUCCUAUUUGCAGUUACUUGAAUAAAAAAGCCUUUUCUGGA
This is a messenger RNA of Cricetulus griseus (Chinese hamster), 1679 nucleotides long. The record is from RefSeq and is a predicted model, not a curated record. NCBI's taxonomy places the organism in Eukaryota, Metazoa, Chordata, Mammalia, Rodentia, Cricetidae.